CCGGCGGUGGCGCCGCUUCGUGUUCUGCGAGCGGGAGCCGGAGCCGGAGCCGGGCGGGCCGGAGGGGGCCGGGAAGCCCUUCGCCCUACCGCCGGGCAUCGCCGUGUGCGACGCGGGCCGGGGCAGCCUGGUGCUCGGGGAUUUGGAAGGUCACGUUUGGUUCUUGUCGCGUUCCCUUCAGCUUAUCAGUUUCCAGGCUUACAAGCUGAGAGUUACUCACCUGUACCAGCUGAAGCAGCACAGCAUCUUGGCUUCUGUUGGUGAGGAUGAAGAAGGCACUAACCCGCUGGUUAAAGUCUGGAACUUAGAGAAACGAGAUGGUGGGAAUCCUCUUUGCACAAGGAUUUUCCCUGCAAUACCGGGUAACAAACCAACAGUUGUGUCUUGCCUAGCUGUCCAUGAGAAUCUUAACUUCAUGGCUAUUGGUUUUGCAGGUGGAAGCGUUGUGCUUACAGAAGGAGAUGUCACAGGAGACCGGCAUAGUAAGACCCAGAUCUUACAUGAAGGCAGUUACCCGGUCACUGGGCUUGCCUUCCGCCAGUCUGGCAAAAUCACCCACCUUUUUGUUGUCACCACGGAGAACAUCCAGUCCUAUAGGCUGUCAGGGAAGGAUUAUCUUCGUCUGGAGCUGGACACGCGUGGUUGCGGUUUACGCUGCUCCACGCUCAGCGACCCCUCCCAGGACCUCCAGUUCAUUGUGGCAGGAAAUGAAUGUGUGUAUCUGUACCAGCCAGAGGAACGUGGCCCCUGCUUUGCCUUUGAGGGACAGAAAUUGAUCGUUCACUGGUAUCGGGGAUACCUCAUCAUUGUUUCCAAGGACCGGAAAACCUCUCCAAAAUCAGAGUUUGCUGGGAGCAAACCAUGGAACUCCAACAAGCAAAUCUUGAAUGUCUACGACCUACGUAAUGAGGUCAUCGCAUACAGCUCGGUCUUUGAUGACGUGGUGGAUGUGUUAGCAGAGUGGGGGUCUCUCUACGUGCUGACUAGAGAUGGGAAGAUCCAUGUGCUUCAGGAGAAGGAUACUCAAACCAAACUUGAGGCUUUGAGGCUGGAGAAGUCCAUUGUAAUGGAGAACAAGACACUGAGGAACGUUAAGGAUGAAAAUGGCCUGAAAAACAGAAUUAUCCGAGUGGGCACCAGGAAGAGUCAGGUGAGUUUCUGCUUAUUGCAUUAGCUUCAGUUCUGGUAUGGCCACAUUGCCAAGUAUUCAAUGGGGAAAAUUAUGACUAGAGACCCCAUAGCUGCAUUUCCUAAAAGUAGAAAAUCUGGGUGGCUAAUUUCAAAUUUAAUAUGUACCUCAAUUACUUAUAGAUAACUCAAAUGAAGUCCAGCAUCUGUCAGGAUUCUUGUUCAGUAGGGAAGUGUUGUCUAGUGAUUAGAGUGACGGAUUGCCACUCAAUAUUUCCUUGUUCUGUUCCCAUCUCUAGCACUGACUCACUAUGUGCUUCUGGCAAGUCUCUUAGGGUUACAUCUUCAAAAGUGGCCUCUAACCUUCGGUAUCCAAACUUGUAUACCUAACUACUGAUUUUCAGAGGUGCUGAGUUGUCUUAACUGUAGUCACUAGGAGGUGCGGAUGCAAAUUAGGCUUCAGCUGCUUAAAGUUUAGGCACCCAAAGUGGUGAUCCCUCUUGAAAAUGUUGCUCUUUAUUUAUCUGUGCUGCCAUUUUCUCACUGUAAAAUGGGAACAAUAUGUAAAUAGUUCACAGAAAGUCUGGGGUAUUGAGGCUUCAUUCUUUCACAUUAGUAAAGCACUUUAAGGUCUUGGAUUAAGCACAAAGUAUUAUUAGAUGGAGAUAAAUGCACUUCUGUUUGCCAGAGAGUGACCUCUGAAUUAGAAAUAACUGUUCUGCCACCAGAGUUGCACUGUAACAGGCCUGCUUGUUGGCCUUGAAGGCCCUUAAUUCGAUGGGCUUGGGAGACUGAGUCCCUCCAUGUCAGGGCUGAGGUGCGUUGUUAGAGCUUUGUGGGGAAAACUUGCCUUGGUGCCGGCUGGACUUGUGCAUUCUGUAGCUGUCAGUUGGCACAUUCCAUCCGCACCAAGCCUGUGGAAUAGAUCGAGAGACAGGGAGGUUGCACUCCCUUGUCAAUAGAAUCCAUUUGGGUUUCCAUUUUGCUUAUAUCCUGCAACCAAGCAAAACUUAGGCUGCCUUGACCUUUACAAAGGGCUGGGAGGAUAUAGGAAAUGGGUCUUUCUUGCUAUCUAGCUGCAGCUGGGAGGAGCAAGUUUGCAAAGAGAGAUAAAUGUGCCUUGGCCCUUUGUUUUGAGAUAAUCUCGCCUAUUCUGCAAGUCAGGCACAGGCAUGACUCUGUAUGUGGGAGGCUAGAAGAUGAGACAAAUGGACAUUGAAGGGUGGGAGGUUAUUUUUCUGCAUCUUCAGUUGUUGUUAAGAAUGAUCAUUAUCCACACAUUGCAUUUACAGAUUAUGCCUUUCACCCAGAAUCUCACGGCACAUGUGGAAACCUAUGGCUUGCCUAGGGCCACUUAGAGCAUCACAGCACAGAAAGAUUAGAAACAAGGCUUUCUGGUUCGUCUUCAGCUGUGACUACUAGACUUCAUUGCCUUUCACAAGGCUAGAAUCUAAGGAGGGAUCCUUUGUUAGGCUUGAGUAUGGUGGUGGUGGAUUAUUUUAUGUAUUCUCUCCCUUCCAGAGUAUAAAUUAAAUGUCUCCCAUCUACAGAUGCAUGGACCUUUUGCAGCCUCCAAACCCAGCACCUUGCUCUGUGUUGUUCAGCUGUUCUCCUUCUGCAUGACUUUCUGGCAUAGCUCUGCUCAUAUAGAAUACCAUUUCCACAGACACAUCUAAAUCCUGGCUCCUUGCAGAAUCAACAACAUUGAAGUUUAGAAAUCAUAAAAAGCACAGAGCAGAUAUAGACUCAUAGACU
Messenger RNA from Pelodiscus sinensis (Chinese soft-shelled turtle), 2883 nucleotides. The record is from RefSeq and is a predicted model, not a curated record. Lineage: Eukaryota; Metazoa; Chordata; Testudines; Trionychidae.